Messenger RNA from Penicillium subrubescens, 1371 nucleotides. RefSeq names its product MmgE/PrpD family protein. The transcript is spliced from 2 exons. The coding region runs from base 1 to 1371 and encodes 456 amino acids. The record is from RefSeq and is a predicted model, not a curated record. Gene Ontology annotation, molecular function: lyase activity. NCBI's taxonomy places the organism in Eukaryota, Fungi, Ascomycota, Eurotiomycetes, Eurotiales, Aspergillaceae.
AUGGCCACCCAAACUCUCGCAACCUGGUCCACCACCCUAACAUACUCCACCCUCCCCCCAUCCGUAAUCCACGCCGCAAUCCGCAGCUUUUACAACUGGACCGGCUGCACAGUAGGAGGCAGCACGCACCCGGCAAGCAAAAUCGCCCUAAAAGCCCUAUCCCGGUUCUCGGGUCCGCCAACCUCGAGACUAUUAGGUUCUGAUGGCAGCGUCGAUGUAGAUGCCAUGCAUGCAGCGCUGUUAAAUGGCAUUGCAUCGCAUGUACAUGAUUAUGACGAUACGCAUCUCGACACGGUUAUUCACCCGACGGGGCCUGUGGCAUCGGCGUUGUUGGCGGUUGUGCAGAGUCUGGAGAGAGAGGUUUCUGGGGAGGAGUUUAUCACCGCGCUUGUGGUUGGUGUGGAGGGGGAGUGUAAGGUUGGGUUGGGGGUUUGGCCGGGGCAUUAUGAUGUUGGAUGGCACAUAACAAGCACAACCGGCUCCAUCGGCGCCGCCCUCGCCGUCUCCAAAAUCCUCAAUCUAACCCCCCACCAAACCGCCCACGCCAUCGGCCUGGCCGCAACACAAGUCACCGGACUCAGGGAGAUGUUCGGCUCACACACGAAAUCCUUUCAUCCCGGACGUGCCGCGCAAAAUGGUCUUUUGGCUGCUGUUCUUGCCGCGGAGGACUUGACUAGUUCCACGACCGCGCUGGAAGCGAAGCGUGGUUGGGCGAAUGUUGUUAGUAACCAGCACCGGCAUCGGUUGGAUGAGCAGAUUGCUACCCUGGGGGAUGGGGAGAAGGGGAGGUGGGAGAUUGUCCGGAAUGCGUUUAAGCCGUUUCCUUGUGGAAUUGUGGUUCAUCCUGUUAUUGAUGGGUGUAUACAAAUACACGAUGAGUUAUUUCGAGAGGGGAUUGACAUUGAAAGGGUUGUUUCUGUGGUGGUACAGGUUCAUCCACUUGUCGUUGAAUUAACGGGGAAGACUGCGCCGAGGGAUGGAUUGGAGGGCAAAUUUAGUGUUUAUCACGGUGGUGCGGUGGGGUUGCUGUUUGGGAAAGCUACGCCGGCGCAGUAUGAAGAUGAUGUUGUGCGAGAUUUGAGAGUUGUGGCUGUUCGUGAGAAGAUUCAGGUUGAGGUUGAUGGGGGUAUAGAGGCUGAUGAGUGUCGUAUUGAGGUUAGACUGGAUAACGUUGAUGGGGAUGUAAAGACUGUGCAUGUUGAGCAUGCGGUGGGUAGUUUGGAGAGGCCCAUGACUGACGCUCAGUUAACGGAGAAGUUUUUGGAACAUUGUUUGCCGGUGUUAGGGCGGGAGAGAACUGAAAAGGCGAGUCAAUGGUGUUGGGGAUUGGAGAAAGUAGUUGAUGUCCGUUGCAUAAAGGAUGUGUUGUAG